Schizophyllum commune H4-8 is the source of this 2685-nucleotide messenger RNA. RefSeq lists its product as uncharacterized. The record is from RefSeq and is a predicted model, not a curated record. Gene Ontology annotation, cellular component: cytoplasm. Gene Ontology annotation, molecular function: peptide binding; metalloaminopeptidase activity; zinc ion binding. Gene Ontology annotation, biological process: peptide catabolic process; proteolysis. Lineage: Eukaryota; Fungi; Basidiomycota; Agaricomycetes; Agaricales; Schizophyllaceae. The coding region runs from base 1 to 2685 and encodes 894 amino acids. The transcript is spliced from 14 exons.
AUGGCGAGCGAUAGAUUGCCUAAGAACGUCGAGCCCGUCCACUAUGACCUUGUGCUCCGCACCGAUCUCGAGGAGAAGGCGUACUAUGGCGUCGCGAACAUCGCCCUCGUCGCACGCGAGGACACAUCGGCGGUGACUCUGCAUGUCUGCGACCCUAUUCGCCUUGGGCAGGUGUGCGCCCUCGUCCCCGACAUACUGGGCUUAGCGCCCCCGAAUGGGCACAAGCAGCACACGAUCCCCGCCAAGGACAUUACAGUGGAUUCUGACUCUGAGCGCGCGACCUUCCAGUUCCCCUUCCCUUUCGCCAAAGGGACGCAGUUCACCCUUCGCAUUCACUACCAGGGAACGCUCACAAACACUGGGAUCGGGUACAGCGUGUCGGAAUGGCAGAAGGAGGGGGAGGCGCGCGUGAGGCGCUAUGCGAAGACCAUGUUCCAGCCAGUCCGCGCCAGAAGUGCAGUCCCCUGCUUCGACGAGCCCGCGCUCAAGGCUACGUUCAAGGUGUCCAUGAUAACCCGCGCCGAGUACACCAGCAUCAACAACAUGCCCGCGGAGAAGGAGAGCGCAUACGAUACACAGGAGGAUGUCCACGGGCUGUUCCCUGAGCGCAUUCCGAGUCGCGACGCUUGGAAGAUCACGCAUUUCGGCAAGACCCCUCGCAUGUGCACCUACAUCCUCGCCUUCUCAACGGGCGAGUUCGACUACCUGGAGAGCGCGUAUGUGAGCCCGAUCACCGGCGAGAGGAAGCCUGUGAGGGUGUACUCAACACCAAACAUCCUUCCCGGCGGCGCGUUCGUCCUCUCGGUCAUUGCCCGCGCGCUCCCGCUCUACGAGUCCCUCUUCGGCGUCGCCUACCCCUUGCCCAAGCUCGACACGCUCAUCGCCACCAGCUACGGUGGUGGGAUGGAGAACUGGGGGCUCAUCAUCACCAGUGAUGAUGCGUCCAUAGUUGACCCCAAUUCAGCGGACCUGCAGAAACAGCAGAAGGCGAUGAGCCACAUCGCGCAUGAAGUCGGGCACAACUGGUUCGGCAAUAUCGUGACGAUGGGAUGGUGGAGUGGGCUGUAUCUAAAUGAGGGGUUGUGCAAUUUGUUUACUACUAUCAUCUGUGACCAGCUGUAUCCUGAGUGGGACUCUGGCUCUGCGCAGAUGAGCUCCCUGGACACUGGCCUCAAGCUCGACGCGAAGCCGAGCUCGCACCCCGUCGAGGUGGACGUGAGCGGGAGCAAGAGGCUGAAUAACAUCUUCGACAUGCUCACCUACUCAAAAGCCGAGUCCGUCUUCGACAUGAUCAUGCAUUACCUCGGACAGGACGUCUUCGUGCACGGGAUACAGAUCUACUUGAAGCGGUACUUAUAUGGCAAUACGGUGCGACAGGACCUCUGGAGGGCGUUGGGGGAGGCGGCAGGCAACUGGUUCACGCAGACCGGAUUCCCUCUCCUCUCCGUCACGGAAACCGUAUCCGAGGUUCCGUCCGGCGGUCUCCGGAUCCGGCAGGACAGGUUCUUGGAGACCGGCCUCGCGGAUGGCGAGGCGAACGUGCUCUGGCAUGUCCCCGUCGUCCUAUGGCAUGUACCACCCGGCGGUGCAACGUACACGACGACAAAGAUCCUGCUGACGGAGCGCGAGACGGUCGUACCAUGCGACCUGCACUUCCCGUACAAGUUGAACUACGGGAAUCAUGGGUUUUACCGCGUGCUUUACUCCGGCGCAAUUAGCCGCAAGGUCGCCAACGUCCUGCUCUCGGGCGCCAAGAUCCCCACUCGUGAUCGGAUAGGUUUCGUCAACGACGUGAUAGCGCUGGCGAAGGCGGGGCUGAUGCGCGUCGACGAGGUGCUGGGCCUUCUCGAGCUCUUCAUCAAGGGUAGCCGGGAGCAUCUGGUCCUCCAGGCCGUCGCUGCAGGCUUGUCUAUCAUCGCCUCUACCUGGUGGGAGGACUCGGCGGUGCUGUCCAGUCUGAAGACUUGGGAGAGGACCGUCUGGCGCCCCAUCUUCGACGACCUCGGUUUCGAGAACAGGCCCGACGACUCGGUCACCACGCGCGCUAUCCGGGCGCUAGUGGUGGCGCGGUUGGCGGAUGCGCGGGAUGUGGGCGUCGUCCUAGAACUCCAGCGCCGAUUCCGUGCCUUCGUUGAUCAUGGCGACGACUCAGGGCUCACGGCUGAUUUGGAGCAGGCGGUUAUGACUACGGGCGUCCGCUACGGCGGCGAGGUCGCGUACGACAAGGUCCGCGCGCUGUACACACCGGGGCAAGGCCCGUUCGCGCAGAAGAUGUAUAUUGUUGCCACCGCCCUCACCGCCACCGAAGCCCCUGCACGAUUAGACGCCGCUGUCGGGCUCGCUCUCAACGGCGCGCGGAUGGAGCACGCGGCGUUGUUUUUGGGCGGGCUGCAGGCGAAUCCGCUGACCAGGAGGAAGGCGGCGGAGGCAUUGUUGGGGAGGUUUGAGGAGGUCGUCAACAGAUUCAAGGAGGGCAUGGGGCUCGAAUACGUGAUCUCGAGCGGCUUGAGCGGGCUGUCGACGUGGGAGGAUUACGAGCGGUUGAAGGUGUUUUUUGAGGAGCGCGACACGUCGGUGUACAGGAUGGUCGCAGAGCAGACGCUCGAUGCUAUCCGGGCGAAUACGCUGUUCUUGGAGGUGCGUGUGCAGGAUGGGUGCGAGGGAUGGGUUGCUGAUCAGAGGUGA